CCCCCGCACCAAGAAACGCAGCCAAACAGCCACCAUCCUGAGCCUCUCUCCCUCCCUUCAUGGCGGUCUUUAACCGUUGCCUAAGAACCAGAGUGCUGGCGGCGGUAACACCAACGACGGCGUUUGCUUACGUAAUUCGGACGCUCUCCGCUUCGUGUUUGAGGAUGAAUCUCGGAGGUGAUCUCAAAUCGGCUUCUGUGCUGGGGCAGAAUCCGCUCCAUCUAAAGAGGGAGCUCAGUGGCAGGAAUGUCCAAUGGGUGUUCUUGGGAUGCCCCGGAGUUGGCAAAGGCACAUACGCUUCUCGCCUGUCGAACCUCCUCGGUGUACCUCACAUCGCCACCGGCGAUCUCGUUCGCGAUGAGCUCUCUUCCUCCGGUCCUCUCGCCUCUCAGCUCAAGGAUAUUGUAAACCAGGGCAAAUUGGUUUCAGAUGAAAUCAUAAUCAAUUUAUUAUCCAAACGUCUAGAAGCAGGAGAAGCUAAGGGUGAAUCUGGGUUCAUUCUUGACGGAUUUCCUCGAACAAUAAGACAGGCGGAAAUAUUAGGAGGUGUAACAGAUAUUGACUUGGUGAUUAACUUGAAGCUACGGCAAGAAGCAUUGCUUGCAAAAUGCCUUGGCCGAAGGAUUUGUAGUGAGUGUGGAGGAAAUUAUAAUGUUGCCACUAUUGACAUCAAGGGUGAGAAUGGGAAUCCUGGAAUGUACAUGGCUCCCCUUCUUCCUCCACCUCAAUGUGCAUCAAAGCUCAUCACUCGAGCUGAUGAUAAAUUGGAAGUUGUGAAGGAACGGCUCCGUAUUUACAAUGAGAUGACUCAACCUGUGGAGGAGUUCUAUCGCAGCCGUGGGAAGUUGUUAGAGUUUGAUCUUCCAGGAGGAAUCCCGGAAUCCUGGCCAAAGCUGCUUCAGGCCCUUAAUCUUGAAGAUCAUGAAAACAAAAGGUCUGCUGCAGCAUGAUGCUCUAGAACCCUAUAGGCUGUAACAUAUGGAUUAUAUUUACAACGUAAGUUAGGUCAUUCUUUGCACGUGUAAGACGCGCACACAUUUAUUUUAUCCCACAAACACAGGGGACAUGCCUAAACUUCUGAACAAGGUAGCUUCCUUCUGCUUCAGACAAAAAGAAAACGUUGCUUUGUGUCGAGUCAUAUGUAAACGAAAGUGAAUAUGGGGAUAUGAUGGGAGAGGUGGGGGAACUAUGUUAUCACUGGUGGAAAUUGAUUUUCUUGGUUGUAGAUUGCUUACCUCAGUGAAUAUAUCUGUCAUUCAAUUUAACUGUGUAGUUUAUUAAUAUAACCUACUAUGGAUCUGGUGAAUUCGAAAGUUAAGAAACUAGACUAGAACUCAUAUGGUAGGGAACAGCAAGGAGGUGCAAGUUUAAGCUUAUCACUAUGUAAUGAAUUUUUUGUUAUCCUUCAUGCCUGUACCUGUGAGCUUUAAGGAUUUAUGUAUCUGGAAAGGAGUAGGAUCUGCAUACAAUCUUGUUUCUGCUUUCCGAGUUGAAAAAUUAGUUUUUGACAUAGAGAAGGACCAGAAAACAAGGAUCACUGUAAUUAGCUUACUUAAGGAGAAAAAGGCAAUUGUAUUUCCAGUGAUAGACAUUGUGAGGGACUCUGAAUCUGUUAAACCCUUUUGUUCAGUUACCAAGUUGAUGAUAGUGAAUUAUGCCUUCUACUGUUCUACAUGUUUCUGUCUUCACAUGGAACCGACAUGUUAAGCUGUGUGGUACGACCUUAAUUAGAGCAUU
Rubroshorea leprosula is the source of this 1737-nucleotide messenger RNA. The record is from the annotation of a GenBank genome assembly. Lineage: Eukaryota; Viridiplantae; Streptophyta; Magnoliopsida; Malvales; Dipterocarpaceae.